Molecule: messenger RNA, 659 nt
Organism: Eruca vesicaria subsp. sativa (arugula)
Lineage: Eukaryota; Viridiplantae; Streptophyta; Magnoliopsida; Brassicales; Brassicaceae
Source: the annotation of a GenBank genome assembly
AUGGAGUUAGAUCUUGAUGAUGAUGUCUUCUUUGCAGACAUAAGCAAACAGAUCUCUCUUCUCAUCAUGGAUGAAGAUGAACAGUUCAACCCUGUUUCUCUCCCUUCUUCCUCCCCCUCUCUCUCAUUCCAGGGUAUGUUCAGAGGAGGCUGCUACCAAACGGCUCCAUAUAUGUAUCAUCAGGAGCAGCAGUGCAAAGGAACUGGUGUGUUCAUCCCUAAAUGUUCUCAGUCCAGAAGAAGACCUCGUCAUCUGAAACAAGGUAAGUUUAGUUCCUUCAACGCCAAGCAACAACGCUCUUUUCAUCAAAACAAACAACAGUAUCAGCAGAAUCAUGACAACUUAAGAAGUAACCUCACCAGUCACACCAAUAACAACAACAACGAGAGCAGCAUGAUCACUGGUAAUGUUCAUGCUUCUAUCCCAAGACGAACCUACAGAGAUGCAGCGUCUAUCUACACUUGAUUAAUAUUUAACAAAUAUUCGACAAGAUUCAUGGUUUAUGUGUGAUUGAUUCAUAUAUGAUAUAACUAUAUAUAAUUUUCUUUAUAGAUGCAUAAGAUUUGCUUGUAAAUCAGCCAAAGAAUAAGGAUUCUUCUAUAAGGAAGGUCUUGGAGAUUUGUUCCAAGUUUGUUCUUGAUUUAAUGUAACUCUUUCUU